Messenger RNA from Solenopsis invicta (red fire ant), 3850 nucleotides. Its product is annotated as carboxypeptidase B. NCBI's taxonomy places the organism in Eukaryota, Metazoa, Arthropoda, Insecta, Hymenoptera, Formicidae. Gene Ontology annotation, molecular function: zinc ion binding; metallocarboxypeptidase activity. The transcript is spliced from 9 exons. Gene Ontology annotation, biological process: proteolysis. Bases 1339 to 3189 code for a protein of 616 amino acids. The record is from RefSeq and is a predicted model, not a curated record.
AUUUAAUACAUAUAGUUACGGUUGUUUGAACACUGAUAUCGCGAAAACGUGUUUUGCUAACGGCAAACUUACUGACCUACUACGCAUUCCACCAUACCAAGCAAAUUCAUGGGAAUACUUGCUUGGCUUGGAGGUUUUACCUUCAAUUAUUGUAUUAUUUUAUUAUUUUGUUAGUUGUGAAUACAAAAAUUACUUUUUCUUCUCUGAAUUAAGCGCAGUAAAUCAAAAUUAAACGAUCUAUACGAACUCUGAUAAUAAAGUACAUUUUUUUUAGAAAAUCAGAAAAAUAGGCAUUAAUUUUGUGAACAGAUUUGAAUUUAUAUACAUAUAUAUGAAAUAUUUUAUCAAAUAUUUAUAAGUUUGAUUUUUUUUAAGCUAUAUAAAAAUAUCACGAAGAUAAUGAUACAAUGUAUUACAUAAAAUCACACUACUUUGUAGAUUUCACUGCUACUGCUACUAUAGCAUUAUCUGAAUCCGUGUUAUGUUGCAUGAUCAGUCAAGUAGUCCUAUGUGAAAAAAACCAAUAGAAAAUAAUAGAAACAGAUUUAAACUUUAUUGAAAUUAUAUUCAAUUUUAUAAUACUAAUUCAAAAUUAUUGUUUCAAUUGAAUGCUCAUUUGAUCUAUUAAUAAAGAAGUUAUCUAUUUCUACAAUUUCUUAACAGUAUUUCAAUUAAAUAAUUAAAUAUUUAUUAUGAGCAUAUAUAUUUUUUUGUACAAUUUCUCGAGUUAUCUAAUUCAAUCUGAAAAUUAUGCGAUUUGUUAUGAUUUAUAUGUGUUUGUUUUAAUAUUAAUAUUUUAUACAUAUAAUAUGUAUAUAAUAUUAAUAAUAAUAAAAUCAAAUAUAUCUAUUUUUUAAAUAUGUAUAUUAAAAAUAAUAAAUUAUUUAUAUAUAAAUAGUUAUAAAAAAAUAUUUAAAUUAUUUAUAGAUAAAAAAAAGAUCUAAAAUUAAGAUAUUAUGUAAUUCGUCAUACACAAAAUAAUAGGAUUAUAUCAAAUUCGAUAAAACAUGACCAGAUAAAAGAUUAAAGAUGUUUAUAAAACUAGAUACUAAAUAACACAAGUAAAAAAAUAACAAAUUUGAUGUUUACAAACUAAAAACAUGAGAGGAUUAUAUAGAUUUUUUCUUAUCUAAUCUAUCAGAUUUUUUAAAUAUAGAGGGUCGAUUUAAAUUACUGUCAAGAUUAGUAAAUGUAUCCUCUGUAACGUUUCCAAUACUCUAUUCGUUAACCCCGAGGUUGCUGAUCCGCUGCAUGACUGAAGAAUGAACGUCGUCCAGCGUUGAAAUGAAAUCCCGUAAUCCAAGCCCGUGAGGCAGAACAGUGAAACCGUCGUGUUUCAUGUGCCCGUAUGAACUAGCAACUGGUUCCGGCUGCGGGUUUGCCAGUCAACGAGGAACCUUCAAGACGAUCAAGUAUUCUGCGCGAUCAAAGUACGCCAUGAGUGUUGCCGUUGAGUCGAUUUUGUGCGUGAUCCUCGGAUUUUCGUGGAUUCUCCUGCUACAUCCGGCAUAUAGCAGUCCGUAUCGUGAUAAUUAUACGGUGAUACGUUCACAAUAUAAUCAUUUGAAGGAGAAGAUAUUCAAGCAGGAAAAAGCACUUAAUGUGGAAAGCGGUUUCCAGGAUGCCCUUAACGAUGAAGAAAUGCAGCCGUGUUUGAAUUUCAAAGGUAGAGAAGAGGAUCGUCUCGUAUUCGCUAAAGCAAGUAAUCAUCAGAACACACCCAGAGACUUACUCUGGGAUGAAGAUGAUGACGAUGAUGAUUAUAGAGGUUUUUCUUUAUUUGGCCUCGUUGAAUCCGUGCUGUCCGUCGUAGCUAGCGGACUCAGCACAGUUGUGAACAGUAUCGUCGGUACCGAGAAAAAGGAUUCACGGUCACGUACCAGAAGAAUAAACUAUAGAAAUUUCCAUUUAAUCAGGGCAUUUCCUAACACGGCAAGUCAAGUUACGGAUUUGCGCGAAUUAAGAGACGCCGAGCCUGAAGAUAUUAAAUUUUGGUCCUUUCCAAAUUCUAACAGAACUUCUGACAUGAUUGUAUCGCCAGAUCUUGUAAAUGAUGUUAAGGAAUUUUUAAAGGAUAAGAAGAUUAACUUCAAAAUAUUAAUAUCGGAUAUUCAGAAGACUAUCUCUUAUCAAAAUCCAAAAAUGUCUAAAGAACAGCGCGACGAUUUGGUCAUCAAUCAAGGCCAUACGAUGACGUGGAAACGUUAUCAUCGAUACGGAGAUAUCAUACGCUAUUUAGAACACUUAGCCACCAAAUAUCCCAAAAUGGUAAAAUUAAUAACAAUUGGACAUAGCUAUGAGGGUCAGCCGAUAAAGGUGGCGAAGGUUUCGACAGGAUCGAACAAACAAGGCCAAAAGAAACCCGCCAUUUGGAUCGAUGCCGGCAUGCACGGACGAGAAUGGAUUGGUACCGCAGUGGCGACCUACAUAUUGAAUCAGUUGGUAGAGAAGAAUACGAGCUACACAAAAUUAUUAGAUAAUUCGGACUGGAUGAUUCUGCCGGUUGUUAAUCCUGACGGUUAUGAGUACAGCCAUGUCAGUGAUCGUUUUUGGAGGAAGACCAGAAGCAAUCAUGUGGAAAGUCAGAAUGAUAGUAGGUACACGCCUUCCAAUUUAUUACAGCUCGUAACGCACUAUGCCAGAUGGUUAUGGACUACAUGCGAAGGAGUCGAUCCGAAUCGAAAUUUUGCGUACCACUGGGGCGAAGAGAAAGAAGGAGGAGCUAGUUUAGAUCCUUGUCAGGAAACGUAUUCCGGGCCUUUCGCCUUCUCUGAACCAGAAACGAAGGCGAUGGCAGAUUAUAUUUUGGCGAACAAAGAAGAUAUUCGAUUGUACUUGACUUUGCAUUCUUAUUCUCAAAUGUGGCUGGUACCAUGGGGUUACACACGUUCGAAACCGUCGGAUUACUCUGAUUUGGUAAACGUGGCGAAGAAAGCAAUUAAUGCGAUUGCGAAAAUUCACGGCACUAAUUAUCAACUUGGACCAGCAGCAGAACUAAUGUAUCCGAUUUCUGGAGCGUCUGACGAUUGGGCUAAAGGCGUCGCUUCGAUAAAAUAUGCAUAUACGGUGGAGCUACGUGAUCGCGGAACAUAUGGAUUCCUAUUACCGGCUACUCAAAUAGUUCCGACUGCGCGCGAAAUUUGGGCAGGCAUACGAGCGAUCGCCCGAUUAGUUACGUACAACACGUGAAUGCAACGUCUUACGCUUUUGAUGCGCAUUUAACGUUCGAAUGUUCUUGUUUUAAUCCAGGUAAUGGAAACUGGAUCAAUGCCCUUCGUGAGUCAUACAAGUUGCGGGUUUUCACCGUUAUUUCUACGCAGUAGACAUCGAUGAACUGAGUACAUAGGGCAUUUGUAUUGAGAAAUCGGCAUUUAAAUGUUAUCGACAUAAUUUAAUUGAGCUACAAAUGUCGGCGAGAGAUAAAAUUAUCUUUAAUUGAAAACUCAGAGAGGACACAUUAUCUGUCAUGAUAAUCAUUAAUUUAUUUUUGUUAUGAUUCUUGAAUUUUGAGUUACAUAACAAAUAGGUACAUAAGAUGCUGUAAUAGAUUGGGGUUUCCCGUGCAAAGUUACGUACCUUAAUUGAUUACAUAGUCGAAUUAAAUAAAAAAUUAUAUUUUAGAAAUUAAAAUUGUUUAUAAGAUUUAUUACUUUUUUAGAUACGUUUAUCUAUGUACAUUUUUUAUAGACUAAGUAAAACGUGUUUCUGUGUAUACAGAAUUAUAUUUAUAUACUUACAAUUAGUAAUGAGAGAAAGUGUAUAAUAUAAUGAACGUUUUUAUUAUUUAUUAUUUACUUUAUUAUAUAUUAGUGCUAAACUCUUUUGUACAAAUAAUAGUACGUUAAGUAUC